This is a messenger RNA of Silurus meridionalis, 3668 nucleotides long. It is a transcript of the gene wnt5a, whose product is annotated as wingless-type MMTV integration site family, member 5a. Lineage: Eukaryota; Metazoa; Chordata; Actinopteri; Siluriformes; Siluridae. Bases 783 to 1907 code for a protein of 374 amino acids. The record is from RefSeq and is a predicted model, not a curated record. The transcript has 6 exons. Gene Ontology annotation, cellular component: extracellular region. Gene Ontology annotation, molecular function: frizzled binding; cytokine activity. Gene Ontology annotation, biological process: neuron differentiation; canonical Wnt signaling pathway; cell fate commitment.
UGGAAGAGAGGGACGGGUAGUUAGAGAGAGAGAGAGAGAGAGAGAGAGAGAGAGAGAAAGCAGGUGACAGCUAAAGAAGUGCGCCAGUUUCUGCUCCCAUCAUUUCACCGCUCUUAGUUGGUCAGAGCGUCGCCUCCGGUCGGGAAAUAACACUAAGAAUAAUUUACUCCUCUCCUUUUCUCCAUUUGUUUUCACACUUUUUUGGGGAAAAAAAAUAUAGAUUUAUAUAUCUAUUUUUAAAAGACUCGUUGACAUUAUGGAGAGUUUGGCGCUGCGGGUGGAAUGGAGAGUCCAGUAGACGCGCCGCGAUUGGUCCCAUCACCGUGUGGAUAUUGGAACAGGUAGAGCAGAGCUCAGCUCAGAAAAAAAAGAAAAGAAAAAACACCCAGAACCGCCUCGUUUCUUUCUUUCUUUCUUUUUUUUUUUUUGGAUUAACCUGUGGGUCGAAAACGCGAUUUCCUUUCCCCGUGUUCAGCAGCGUCUCAGACUCUCAGGAUCUCGUGUAAAAAUCGUACAUGGGAACUUGUGAGGACCAGAAGACGCGUUCGCCCGCGGCAUCCCUGCUUGCUUGUGAAUUUAUGUCUCGCAGCACUUAGAGGUCGGACCUGUGAGCUCCUGCUGCUUUACCGCGCUGUGGAUUGAGACCGUUUUCGGACUUCUAGACAACUUCGGAAGUCGGAUAAAAAAAUAUAAACGGGAUUUGCUUUGGAAUUUUCAUUCCAAAUCCAUCCAUUGCGAGAGGAUCCUCCAGCACGAACCACUUUAUUAGCUGCUAUUUUAGGAUGCUCGUCAUGAACAGGCCAUCUUCCUCGGGCUGGGUCAAAGCCAUGGGCACGCGACAUGGAGUGGUUGCAAUCACAUUUCUUGCCUUCUUCAUGCAAGUGGUGGUGGAGGCUACCUCAUGGUGGUCUCUGGCUAUGAACCCACUGCUGGUUCCCGAGGCUUACAUCAUAGGCGCUCAGCCGCUUUGCAGUCAGUUGGCAGGCUUGUCCAAAGGCCAGAAGAAGCUGUGCCAGCUGUACCAGGACCACAUGCAGUAUAUCGGCGAGGGCGCCAAGACAGGGAUCCGGGAGUGCCAGUACCAGUUCCGCCAUCGACGCUGGAACUGCAGCACAGUGGAUAAUUCCUCAGUAUUUGGCCGUGUCAUGCAGAUUGGAAGCCGCGAGGCAGCAUUUACAUAUGCAAUCAGCGCUGCAGGCGUAAUGAAUGCAGUGAGCCGAGCAUGCAGGGAGGGUGAGUUGUCGAGUUGUGGCUGCAGCAGGGCGGCCAGGCCCAAAGAUCUUCCACGAGACUGGCUCUGGGGAGGUUGUGGAGACAACCUGAACUACGGCUAUCGCUUCAGCAGGGAGUUUGUCGAUGCUCGUGAACGAGAAAAGGCAUACGAGAAAACUACUACGGAGAACGCACGACUCUUGAUGAAUCUCCAUAACAACGAAGCUGGGCGGAUGAUGGCAUCUGACCUGGCCCACGUAUCAUGUAAGUGCCACGGGGUUUCGGGUUCAUGCAGCCUGAAGACCUGCUGGCUCCAGCUGGCCGAUUUCCGUAAAGUGGGUGAUGCGCUUAAAGAGAAGUAUGAUAGUGCAGCGGCCAUGAAGGUUAACACACGUGGCAAGCUGGUGCAGGUGCACUCUAAGUUCAACCCGCCCACCACCCACGAUCUGGUGUAUGUGGAGUCCAGCCCGGACUACUGUGUGCAGAACCACAGCACAGGCUCGCUGGGCACGCAAGGGCGUCUCUGCAACAAGACCUCCGAGGGCAUGGACGGUUGCGCGCUCAUGUGCUGCGGUCGUGGCUACGACCAGUUCAAGGCCACACUGGUCGAACGCUGCCACUGCAAAUUUCACUGGUGCUGCUACGUCAAGUGCAAGCGCUGCACAAGGGUCGUCGAUCAGUUUGUGUGCAAGUAGCCUGCUCUUAAUUGCAUCUUAUUUUAUUUUAAUUUUUUUGCUGAAAGAGAGCACGAGUUGUCUGCAAGUAGGAUCCCUUUUUCCACAAGAAGAUGGAAGAACCUUUGGGAAAGUUGGGCAAUGGAAAGAAAAAGAACUAUAUAAAUUAUAUUUAUAGAAUCAAAACAAUUAUACUGUUUCAGAAAAGACUGACCUCUUUGUGUGUGUUUUAUAUUUUACAUUCUUAAAGCAAUAGGUACAAGAAGUUUAAAGAAAGAGUAUUUAUUUUCUGUGAUCUUUUUUUUUUUUUCUUUUUUCCUUUCUCUUUUGUUCCCCCAAUGUUUUUUUCAAAAAUGGAAUUUUUCGCAUGUGAGUGCAAUCCGACGACCCGGACAAAAGCAAAACCUUCCCGUUUAUCCACAAAAGGGUAAAUCGGUUCAUUUUGGUCCUUUAAGAGGUUCAAGUGCCGCACUGGCAUUUUACUCAACCACACCGAGUGACUUGAGUAAUGCGGUGCCAUAGUGUUUCGUUUCAGUCUCAACCACUGUCUGCCUGGGUUUGUAUAUCACUAAGAGUGGCUAUAUCAUGGUUAUUGUGUGCUGCAAGGAUAAGCUGAUUGAUGUGUCUUUAAACCCAAGCACACUUAAGCGUCACAAGCUACACUCUGUUCUAGAUCAGGAAGUCUUUGUGUUAAUCCUGGUGUAAAGAAUGCUUCGUGUUUCAGCUCCAGUUCGUUACUAUAAAUGUAGCGUGGGACUAUUACACGUGUUCUUUUUUUUUUUACACACACGUUUCUGCACUGAGUGACCAUGCAACCAAAGCUCUCUGACCCAAGCAGCCUGAAUAAAAUGUCACUCACGGCUUUUAAGUUUUACGCACCUGUUUUCUAGUGGCACGUCUGGUGAAGGUGCUGCUGCUUGAGCUACGUUACACAAAAUCAGGCCAUAGUUUUGGGAUGAAAAGCACUUUUGGAAGCUGGGUGGCUACAUGGUUGAGUACGAAAAUGUACAGGCUAUCUUUAGAGUGUGAACAAUGCACAAUGGUGGUGCUGAUUUAUGAUAAGGGAUUGACACUGGGAAAUGGCUAAAUACACUUAAUUUUAAAAUGUUAAAUACAUUUCGGUUCUUUACACAUGUUUAUUCUUGAAAGGCACAUCAUCGUUGGCACCUACAUCCAUCCGACAAACUUGCCUUUUUUUGUUCGUUCGAUCAAAGUCGAAAAUAUUCAUCCUUUUGGGAUUUCUUGUCAUAAACUUUCAUUUAACUACUAUACAGUUACCACUAGUUAUUCAUUCUUUCAUUUUAUCAUUACUACUAUAAUUCAUUAUAAAAUCCAACCAGUAUAUUUAUUAGCUGACAAACAUUGAGGCUUUUAAAAAGGUAUUUUUUUGUGAAUGACUUUUUUUUAUACAUGUAUUUUUUUUUUUAAUCAAACUGUUAAUGUUCUUUAAUAAAUUUUAAAUAUUAACAAAGUCCAGCAUCUGAAACCAAACCCUUGAAUCAUUGAAUCAGCUUUUUUUUUUUUUUUUUUUAAAACAGUCAUCUAUUAUUUUACUCAUGCAACUAAAUACACCACGUUAAACGUGUGUGUAUGUGAGAUAAAGUGAUAGUUCUUCUAUAUUUGUACAAACAUUAUUAAGGUAAGAUAUUCUGUAUUUUUAUAUGUCAUAUGAUCAUCCUGAGUGUUGAUGCUUCUGCAUAUGACACGUUCUGAAAUAACGAUUCUUUGAGUUGAGAAACCAAAUGAAGCUUUUGAACAAAUAAAAAGAAAAUGUAGAAACCA